Messenger RNA from Varroa destructor (honeybee mite), 3102 nucleotides. Its product is annotated as ATP-dependent RNA helicase DDX54. NCBI's taxonomy places the organism in Eukaryota, Metazoa, Arthropoda, Arachnida, Mesostigmata, Varroidae. Gene Ontology annotation, cellular component: cytosol; nucleus. The record is from RefSeq and is a predicted model, not a curated record. Gene Ontology annotation, molecular function: ATP binding; RNA helicase activity; RNA binding.
CAGAUUUAACAGCUUGAAUCAUUUUAGGCCACAUUUUGAGGGCAUCAAGUGGCAUUUCACUUGAAACAGGAGUCUCAGGAUUCAUUGCGUCUUUCAUGCCCUAUUCAGACACUGGACGGGUCAGUUCACUUGUGUUGAUUGUCACGAAACGAUUUCGUGCUACACUGUUUCUGAUAAUAGUUUACCCUAACACGCACAACCUAGUUAAGUAUUUUGAGCUCACGAGAAUUUUUCAGCUACCAAAGAUUCUCGAAAGAUCACGAGGAUCUAAUCAAACCUUCACCUGGCACGAUACGUUGUAUACGACAGCAUAUGAAAUUAGUAUACAACGACACAACAUCGGAAUGUGUGAACAGUCUGACCAUCCGAUACACACCCUCCGCCAAUUUGCAGCAGAAGUUCCGCGUAUUAAAGCACGUGCUUACGUUGUUAUUUCGACUGGAAUAGUGAACUGAAGUUCAUGUGAUGCAUAUAUCCUGUUAACGAGUGGAAAAGUGUAUUCAUUACUCCAAUUAUUCAGCGUUGUAUCCCUCUAUACAAAUAUGGAGAAGAAAAAGUAUCUGAAAAAGACAAAGGGGAGGGAAAAAGCAUCGGACAAGGAAAUGGAAAUCGACAGCGAGAUGCUUGAACAUCGAUCCGAAGUAAACGAGAAUUCCGAAGACGAAAUGGAAGGAUUUGAAGCAGAGAAGCUGCUUGCAGCCGUAUCGAAAAACAAAUCUGGAGGAUUCCAGGCACUCGGCCUCAGCCACAAUAUCUUAAAGGGCAUUCAGAAAAAAGGCUAUAAACAACCAACGCCUAUUCAACGCAAAGCGAUACCAGUAAUUCUGCAAGGUCAAGACGUCGUCGCCAUGGCUCGCACGGGGUCCGGAAAAACGGCCGCCUUUCUCCUUCCUUUAUUCGAACGCCUGAAGGCGCAUUCAGCCGUGACCGGCGCAAGGGCUCUCAUUAUUGCACCUACGCGAGAGUUGGCUGUGCAGACUCAUCGCUUUUGCAAAGAUCUAGGAAAGUUUACUGAUCUACAAAGUGUAGUUAUUCUUGGAGGCGACGCACUUGAAGAUCAAUUUGCGGCAAUGCAUGAAAAUCCUGAUAUUAUCAUUGGUACGCCGGGCCGAUUACUGCAUCUCAUUAUGGAGAUGAACCUUAAGCUGAAAACAGUUGAAUAUGUUGUAUUUGACGAGGCUGACAGGUUAUUCGAGAUGGGAUUUCAAGAACAAAUGACAGAAACCCUGAACCGGCUUCCCGACGUUCGCCAGACAGUACUCUUUUCGGCAACUUUACCCCGACUUUUAGUCGAUUUCGCCAGGGCUGGUCUCAAGGAUCCGACUUUAAUCCGCCUUAAUACCGACUCCAAGCUGCCAGAUACACUUAAAACGGUCUUCUGGGUGAUGCGAGAUGAGGAUAAAUACCCCGCAGUCAUCCAUCUCGUUAGGACACUCUUGGAAAAUAAACAACUAACCGUUGUCUUUGUGCCUACCAAGCAUCAUGUUGAGUACCUAAAGGAGAUUUUCGAGAAAGCAGGUAUACCGUGUAGUUGCGUGUAUAGUUCGUUGGAUCAGCAGGCACGUAAAAUAGCUGUAGCCAGCUUCAAGUCAAAGAUAGUUCGCAUCAUGCUUGUGACCGAUGUAGCGGCUCGAGGAAUUGAUAUUCCGUUACUGGACCACGUCAUUAACUUCAGUUUUCCAGCAAAACCAAAGCUGUUUGUUCAUCGUGUAGGUCGAGUUGCACGGGCCGGCCGGUUUGGAACGGCGUUCAGUUUCGUGAGUCCUGAUGAGGCAGCGUAUCUUCAAGAUCUGCAUCUCUUCCUCGAUACCCCACUUAAAUUUAGUGACGAUAACAUGACUGAGGAUGAAUCAGGUGUGACUGGUUCAGUGCCUGAGCUUGUUUUUGAUGAAGAGCGUUCGUUUCUCGAUAGUCUGCAUAAGACAAGCGUCGAACUGAUGAACAUGAAACGGGUAUGCUCUAAUGCAUUGCAGCAAUACAGGAAGUCACGUCCGACCGCGUCUGCGGAGUCCAAUAAACGCAUGAAAUCCCUUCUCAAAGAAACGCUUCCCUUGCAUCCGAUUUUCAGGAAGGACUUAAUCGAUUCUGCUCGAGAAAGUAUGAUUGAAGCCUGUAAGAAGUUCAAACCAUCGGCAACGAUUUUCGAAAUUGGCAACACGGGGAAAACAGACGCUGCGACAAUCAUGAAGAAAAAACGUCAGACCCAUGAUACUCUUAUCGAGAAAAUGAACUCCGACGAAAAAGAAAAGGGCUCCUAUAAACUAAAAUAUGCUGAACCUCGACCAGUAAGUACGCUCGAAGCUGCCGAUGAAGAUGUGAUUUCGAAAGUGUUUGCUGAAGCUACAAAACAUCGAUUACUGAAUGUGAAGAAACGCGUUAAACCUGAUAGUUUUCGCGAUGAGAAAUUCUACAUUCCGCACGUGCCUUCAAAUCACCAUUUUGAAAGGGGUCUCGGCCUUGACAAGAAUUUCAGUCGCGAAAUACAAUCUGAGGUGCUGGAUUUACUUGGUGAAGACGUUGAUGAUAUUCGUAAGAACAAAAGACAGAUGAAGUGGGAUCGGAAGAAGAAGCGCUUCGUGCUCGACGAUGAUGGAAGUGAUCCCAAAAACAGGAAGAUUCGAACAGAAUCGGGCGUUUUAGUGCCAGCUUCGUACAAAAAAGACCUGUAUAAGCAGUGGAAACAAAAGAACAAUAUUGACUAUGGCGCCACUUAUAAUAGCGACGAGGAGCAGGAAGGUGAUAUGUUUGGAAAGCAGAAGCUUUUCCGCAGAGAGUUGGGCGUCAACCAACGCUUCCAGCCCAAGCUGCGACGUGUGACAAUAGACGAGAAAACUGGUAAACCUGUAAAAAGCGAACUGAAACGACCAGAAGUAAUUCUGAAGGAACUUAAAAGAAAGAAAAAGAUUAAGUUUCAACAAAAAAUGGCUAAAAAGAACAGGGAACAAGGAACGAGACGGAAAAAGUUCAAAAGAUGAAUUGCAUUUCUGCAGCAUCAAUUUGUCAUAUCAAGUAAUCUUAAAAAUAAAUAUAGUGACUAAUUCGUUCCACAUCGAAAACAGUUGCAUAUUAAAUUUUUAGAAAUUUUAGAAAUAAAUUUUUUUG